AUGAUGGUUUUCACACAACUCCUUAAUUAUGAUUUGUACACCUUUCAGUAAAAAGUGACUGGGAACAAAGAAAAUAAUGUUCAUAAAGACUUUUUUUAAAUGAGAGACAUGCGUGUUGUUGUAAAUAUUAACUGCGCUGUUUUUCGAUCAAUGACUCUUUUUUGAUGUCAUUUGUCUCUGUCAGAACUGGUCGUAACACUCAGUAAAGAAUAGCUUAAGUGUCUUCCUUAGGUGAUCAUGAUUAGUUUGGGACUUAAAAGGUUUGGUGCCGCCAAAGGCCGAAUUGAUGAACUGUUUGUGCUUGAUGCAAUGAUGCUCCUCAUGUUACACAAACAGUUUCGCGUGCCAUGUAUAGGUCUUGUAUUUCAGUGUAUUCUUAUACUCAUGUAUUAAUCAUGAGAAUGUGUUUCUUCGGCGGAACUGAGCCCCUUUGAUGGUAAUCUUGCCGCAAUCCAGUGGCUUAAGCUGAAAAUAUUACUCAGAAUUAGAUUAUCGUCCACUGAAUUGAAUGUGGCUGCAGACUGAAGUUUAAUUAUUCGAUACAGGCAUCAUGAUUUCCACUCAAGACAUCGUUUUUGCUGUGUUGUACUCCCUGAUUGUUCUCCUUGGUGUUGUUGGAAACGGCCUUGUGAUCAUUAUUGUGCGUAAAACGCCAUCAAUGCACACCACAACAAACUACCUGCUAAUGAACCUGGCUGGGGCAGAUUUGCUAACGUUGUUGUUUUGCCCUGGGCUGUACGACUAUGCCUUGUCCAGAGUUCACCUGGAAGGAUUUUGGGGCGAUUUGAUCUGCAAACUGUUUGCAGGGAAUGCCAUAGUUCCAAUCACCAUCAAUGUAGCUGUUUUAACAGUGUGCACAAUAGCGGUAGAAAGAUAUCUGGCGCUUCUGAAACCUUUUCGUUCCAACUUGAGGAUAACUGAAGGCAAAGUGAAACACGUCAUAGCGGUACUUUGGAUCCUUGCCUUGUUAUCGUGCAUCCCAGAUAUCCAAGCCAAUACGUACGACAUUACAUCUUCCAAAUAUCCAUGUAAACGUCCUUGGAGUUUAGAUGAAUAUUUCCUUCACAAACCUUUCAUCAUUUUUACCUGUGUUUCUUUUGGCAUUGCGAGUUCUGCAAUUCUCUUGUUUUGCUAUUUUGAAAUCAUCCGCGGCUUGUACUUCACAAAAACAAUUUGCGCGGAAUCAACAGUAACAGAAAAAGACAGACAAGCAAAGAAGCAACUUGCUCGCCUAGUCGUCUGGCUAGCAAUUAUUUUCGCGGUUUGCUCGCUUCCAUUCGCUGUCUACUUCACGUUUCUUAUCUCCACAGAUUCUGAAUUUGUCCAAGACAACUAUGACGCACUGUAUUUACUUCAUAGAAUCUCUCGAUUCUUUCUUUUCUCAAACUCCUUUUGCAAUCCGUUGCUUUACGCCUUGCAAAGUUCCAAUUUUCAGGAAGGUUUUAAGAGAAUUUGUGAAGGUCGCCAGCUUGGUAGAUCUGUCAGGGAAACCUCUGGGAAUGCUUGCGGUGUUGAAUUGGAAAGGAAAAGUUAUGUAUAAGUAAUAAAAAGCAGAGUGUAAAUCAAUGCAUUGUCCAUGUUAAUGUUUGUACACAUUUAUUGCUUUUUAUGUUUGAGAUAACAGGAAAAUUACGUUUAAACAUUUUUUCUGAACUUCUUCUUAGUUUAGUCCGGAGCAAAAAAUACGAAAUGGUGCUAAAUUAAAACCGGUGCUAAGUUAAAUAAAUGUGUUCAUUGAAUACCUGCAAAAUUGACAUGAGAUACAAUAGAACAACAAUUAAAAAUUAAUGAAGGAUUUUUUUUUAUGACUGUAAUUAAUGGCUUGCAUAGUAGAGCAUCCUGCUGAAGUGAGGAUCUGAAAAGGUUACAUUAAUCGCUGAACUAAAGUUUUCUUACUGGACGUGUACAGGGAAGAAUAUUUGUCGGUUAACAUUCUGAACAGUAGUUAUUUACCAGCUCAUGAUGAGAAUGGCCCGCCAUUUAAACUGAACCGGCACCAGAAUAACCCCAGGAACCUACAUUCAGAACCUUUUUUUUUUCUUUUCAAAAAAACACACGAUGUAUUAGAAACUUGACAAACCAAACCCUAAAAAAGCCGCCUCUAUUCCCCUAUAGAUCUUUUGGGUGUUCAUCGUCAAAAAUCAGUUCGAUGUUCAUUUUGCAUGAUUUAGUAAGGAUAGAAGCAUCACUUUUAAAUCUGAGGAUUACGCUGAAUUAAAAAUGAAAGGGAUUGAGAAAUUGACUUCUCUCUCUGAACGGAACUUAUAAGGCCUAAUGACACAAGAUGGAUAAAGAAAACUUCAAUAAGAAAACUAACAACGCAAAGGGGCCGCUUAGUUUACAGACCUCUUACGGAGACAGCAGCUGACAGUCGAAAUCUCUCCUCCAUUCUCGUACCCGGAGCCGUCGCUCCUUUUGGGCCUGUCCUCUGGUCCUCUUGGGCCGAGGAUGUCUUUCGUCCCCUCUUUGACGAACGAUAAGAACGUCUUCCUAGUUAGUCAUUAGUUUGCUGGAUUAAUUAGGAUUGUAUAUCUCAGAAUCGAAUGCGAAAAUUGUUUGGAACAAAGGACAUUCGGUUAGUGGUGGGUCUAUAGUACCAGUGAGUAAAUAAUAUCCAAGAUCGCAGCUUUUAAUUCGGUGGGGAAAAAAAUGUUUGCCGAGUUAAAUAAAGCUAAACUUUAAUGAUGUGAAAAGGCAGGUGUGACGAAGAUAUUUACUUUAGCGGAAAUUUAAUAGGUGGAAUGCACGAUUUUUCAAGCAAUUUAAGGCUGGUUUUCAAGAACGCAUGAACAUAA
This is a messenger RNA of Orbicella faveolata, 2795 nucleotides long. RefSeq names its product neuromedin-U receptor 2-like. Lineage: Eukaryota; Metazoa; Cnidaria; Anthozoa; Scleractinia; Merulinidae. The record is from RefSeq and is a predicted model, not a curated record. Gene Ontology annotation, biological process: G protein-coupled receptor signaling pathway. Gene Ontology annotation, cellular component: membrane. Gene Ontology annotation, molecular function: G protein-coupled receptor activity.